Molecule: messenger RNA, 1878 nt
Organism: Guillardia theta CCMP2712
Lineage: Eukaryota; Cryptophyceae; Pyrenomonadales; Geminigeraceae
Exons: 10
Biological process (GO): SRP-dependent cotranslational protein targeting to membrane
Cellular component (GO): signal recognition particle, endoplasmic reticulum targeting
Molecular function (GO): 7S RNA binding; ribosome binding; protein binding
Source: RefSeq, a predicted model, not a curated record
AUGGACAGGACUUCAACUAUCGAAUUUGAUGCAGAGAUCGUUCUAAGGCGAUUAGGGAGAGGUUGGAUCUUAGAUGCCUUCGAGACUUGGUUGAGGACAGGAAAGGCAAGUCAUCCCGUUGUGCAGAUGGAAGACUUGUUCGCCAAGUUGCAAGAGCUGACCGAGGCCGGCGAUCCAGACUAUGACAGCAUCAUAUCGACAGCCGAUCAAAUAUUGGCCAAGGAAGCAGAGGACGAGGAUGCGAUCAAGUGCAAGUUUGUCGCUCUGCUGAACCUCAAGAAGUUCUCUCAAGCUCUUGAUGUCGUGAAGGACAAGCCCAAGGCCUGCAAGGCCCUCUCCUUCGAACGAGCGUAUGCGCUGUACAGACUCAAUCAGCAUGCCGAUGCUCUGGAAGCGCUGGAGUCGUCGGGUACUAAGUCAGGGGAGCAUGUGGGGAUGGACCUGCUUCGAGCUCAGGUGCUCUACCGCCUCGGCAAGUACAAGGAGAGCAGCGAAGUCUACGCGAGCGUCAUGGACGAGGAGACAGACCCUGGGGAGCUGGCUGUGAACAGAUCCGCCGCUCUCUGCUCCGCCGGGGAUCCCACGCUCGGAGAGCAGGUCCUCCGAGGAGCAGCGACGAUGCUGGGAGACAACGCGGACAUGUCGUACAACCGAGCAUGCGCCCUGAUCGAGAAGGGCGACCUGACCGGUGCGCUCAAGGCGUUGGAGGAUGCAGAGUCUCUGUACAGGAAGGAGUGCGAGGAGCAGGCUGUGACGGAGGCCGAGCUGGAGGACGGGCUGAUCGUGUACAAUGUGCAGAGGGGGUACGUGAUGCAAAGGAUGGGGCAGGGGGAGAAGGCGCAAGGGGCGUACGAGGAGGCUCUGAAGAGGAAGCCAACGGAUCAGGAGGUGGCUGCAGUUGCUUCCAACAACCUGUUCGCCCUGAGAGGGAAGGAUACGUCGCUCUUCGACUCGGCCAAGAAGGCCAAGGCCCUCAACCUCGAUGAGCAGGUGGAGGACAAGCUGACUGUCCAGCAGAGGAGGGUGUUCGCGCUCAAUCGCUGCCUGCUGAACCUGUACACCAACAAGACCAAGGAGUGUCACCAGGCCCUGAGCAAGCUGGACAAGGAAUUAGAGGGUUCAGAGCUCCCAUCGCUGGUCAGGGCAGCGCUGCUGGCGAGGGAGAAGAAAAUGGACGAGUGCACCGCCCUCUUGCAGAAGCAUGCGGAAGCGAACCCAAAGACGGCGCUGCUGGUGAAGCUGACGCUGGCGCAGCUGCAGCUGUCGCAGGGAGAUAGGGAGGGAGCGAUUGCUGCUCUUGAGUCAGUAGAAGGGGCGUACAAGCAGGGAGGGAUCGUGGGGUCGCUGGUCAAGUUGUAUGAGGGGGUCAAGGACACAGCUGGAGCCAUCAAGACUCUCGAGCGAGCGGCAGAGUCAGGAGGGAGCAGCAAAGAAGAGAAGCAGAACUCAAGAAAGUUCCUCCUCCUCAGCGCCGACAUGCGCUCGAGGUCGCAGGAUCCUGUUGAGGCAAUGAAGGCGUUGGAAGCUGUGAUGCUGGCUGGGGAGAAGGAUCCGGACACAGUCGCUCGCCUUGUUAACCUCUGUGCGGCCAUCGACCUCGGCAAGGCCGAGAAAUAUUCAGAGUUCCUGCCGGCCAUGGAUGCGGCGUCGGAGAUAGACGUGCAGGAGCUCGAGAGCUUUCAGCGGGCCCUGCCGGCCACAAGGGAUGCGGACGAGAUGGAUGUGGAGGCCACGAAGGCGAAGAUGGUGGCUCUGCAGGAGAAGAGAAGGCAGAGGAGGCUGAUGCGUCGGAAGAAGGAGAAGGCGUCGGUCACACUCGAGGAUGGCCGCUCUGUCGUCGUCGAGGCCUUUCACCUCCCCAAGAAGUACGCGGAGCUU